Nicotiana attenuata is the source of this 3545-nucleotide messenger RNA. Its product is annotated as putative pentatricopeptide repeat-containing protein At1g56570. Gene Ontology annotation, biological process: RNA modification. Gene Ontology annotation, molecular function: RNA binding; protein binding. The record is from RefSeq and is a predicted model, not a curated record. Lineage: Eukaryota; Viridiplantae; Streptophyta; Magnoliopsida; Solanales; Solanaceae. Bases 317 to 2677 code for a protein of 786 amino acids. The transcript is spliced from 4 exons.
ACUUAAGAGAGAAGGGUGUGGAAAAAGACACGUUUUUUUUUUUCAACACAAAUAUUUCAUAGUAUAAGAUGAGAAAUGAGCUAUUUUUAUUGUUCUGAAGAAAAAAAAAGUUACUUUUGAUGAACUUUUCUUCAUCAAAUGGAUAUCGUGGGUCCCAUAGAGGAAAAGUCCUCUUAAUUAUCUUAUUCCUACUUCCAAGCGGUAAAUCCUACAGGGAAGCUUCCUAAGCUUGAGUCUUUGCUCACACCCAUUUGUAUGCAAACCAGAUGUUUGAUAUAGUUCCUGAACGAAGUGUAUAUGCUGAAUAUCGUAGUCCAUGAUUCUAGUAGCUUCAAUGCACCCAAUAUCACUUAUGAAUUGUCAUUCCUCUGCUAAAUGUGGUUUUCUUGAAGCUAAUUUUUGCUGCCCAGUUUUUCAAUGCCAGUUUCCCGCUAAUCCUUCAAGUAACAGAGUAGUUAUAUCGAGAUCACAAUUGUCGUUGCCAAAUAUCAAGAGAAAUAAUGGGGUUGUUUGUAGCAAGAUGCUUGAAACUAGUGUUAGUUCUGAAGCUUCCAUCAAAGCUCAAGUCCAAAAACUGGUCGAUCUACUCCAUGUAUGCGCUGAUGAAGAGUUAUUAGAUGAAAGCAAAGCUAUUCAUGGUUAUAUUCUGAAGUCUGAUUUUCCGGAUAAUAACUUGUUGCUGUUGCUUAAUCAUGUAUCACACGCAUACUCGAAAUGCUCAGAGUUUGGCUCUUGUCAGGUAUUGUUUGAUAAAAUGUUGCAGAAGAAUGUCUUCUCUUGGACUGUCAUGAUUGUGGGAUCAAUAGAAAAUGGACUUUUCUAUGACGGGUUCAAAUACUUCCGAGAGAUGCUAGAGUACGGAAUGCUGCCAGAUGGAUUUGCUUACUCGGCUGCAUUACGGUUGUGCGUUGCUUUAGGCAGCCUUGAAUUGGGUAAAAUUGUACAUGCUCAGAUUGUUGUGAGAGGCUUUACUUCAAAUGUUAUUAUUAAUACAUCACUUCUUAACAUGUAUGCAAAGUUGGGGAAUGUUGAGGCUUCAUCUCAGGUUUUCAACAGUAUGAGUGAAAGGAAUGCAGUCUCUUGGAAUGCAAUAAUAUCAGGACUUACUGCUAAUGGUCUUCAUUUGGAAGCGUUUAAUCGUUUUUAUGAAAUGAAAGAUAAAGGAUUUUCCCCAGAUGUAUACACUUUAGUUGGUGUAAUGAAGGCAGUCGGGAGUUUAGGUGAUAUUGGCAAGGGUAAGGUAGUCCAUAGCUGUGUCUCUGAGUUAGGUAUGGAUUCUAAUGUUGUUGUAGGCACUGCACUGAUUGAUAUGUAUGCUGAAUGCGGUGCUUUAUGUGAGGCAAAGACUGUUUUUUAUUCUAAUUUCAGCAAUUGUGGAGUAAAUAUGCCAUGGAACGCAAUGAUUUCUGGUUAUACACGGUGUAAAUGUAGUCAAGAAACUUUGCAGCUGUAUGUUAAUAUGUGUAAAAAGAAUGUUAGGUCUGAUAUUUACACUUACUGUAGUAUGUUCGAUGCGAUUGCUGAAUCAAAAUGUUCCAAGUUUUUAAUGGAGGUUCAUGCGGCGGUUCUUAAAUCUGAAUAUGAUAAUAUAUCCCUUAGUGUGCAGAAUGCAAUUGCAGAUGCUUAUGCUAAAUGUGGGUCUCUUGAGGGUGUAAGGAAGAUCUUUGACAGAAUGGAACAAAGAGACAUAGUGUCUUGGACCACUCUUGUGACUGCAUAUUCUCAAGGUUCCCAAUGGGAGGCAGCUAUAGUCGUCUUUUCUCAGAUGAGGGAAGAAGGCUUUACAGUCAAUCAGUAUACUUUGGCUAGCACCCUUGUCGCCUGCGCUAGCCUAUGCUAUCUUGAGUACGGUCGGCAACUUCAUGGGCUCCUGUACAAAACUGGGUUACAGAAUGAAAGUUGCAUAGAAAGUGCACUGGUAGAUAUGUAUGCCAAGUGUGGGAGCAUAACUGAGGCGCAAAAGGUAUUUGGUUGUAUUUCCAAUGCUGAUGCUGUUUCUUGGACUGCCAUGAUAUCUGGGUAUGCCCAACAUGGUUUUGUAUUUUGUGCACUUGAAUUAUUCAAGCAAAUGGAGCAGUUGGGCAUUAAACCCACUGCAGUUACAUUAUUGAGCAUUUUGUUUGCUUGUAGCCAUGGUGGAUUGGUUAAAGAAGGUCUUCACUUUUUUUGGUCAAUGGGUAAAAGGUAUAAUUUGGUACCAGAGAUACAGCAUUAUGCUUGUGUGGUUGACCUCCUUGGCCGUGUGGGUCUUUUAAGUGAAGCGUUUGAAUUUAUCAGAAAAAUGCCUGUUGAACCGGAUGAAAUGGUUUGGCAAUCACUGUUAAGUGCAUGUAGGAUUCAUGGUGAUUCUGAGCUGGGAGAAAUAGCUGCCAAGAAAAUCCUUUCUGUUUGCCCUCAAUAUUCAGCUACAUAUGUUCUUUUAUCCAAUACAUAUAUGGAAACUGGGAAUUUUAGAGAGGGAAUUGACCUGAGAAAUGUGAUGAAAAAGCAAGGGGUGAGAAAGGAACCGGGCUUUAGUUGGAUUAUGAUUAAUGGUAAAGCACAUAAAUUUUAUGCAAGCGAUCAGGAACACCCAGAGAAAAAAGACAUUUAUCUUAUGCUGGAAGAAUUAAGGGUCCAUAUGAAGGCUUUGGGUUAUACACCAGAUUUGAGAUUUGUUUUGACAUCUGGAGAUUGAAAUAGCACCUUGUAGCAAUCUGUUUGGUGCUAGUAGUACUUGAACUGCCGAAUUCUAAAGCUACUCUUUUAGUGGAGACUUGUCGUUAUGUUUUGAAUCAUAGCACAGAGGGUAGAUAUUCUGCACAAAAUGAACUAUUUACCUAGGAGUCGGAAUAAAUAUGCAGAAACAUGGCAGACAAUGAACUUGUCUUGAAUCAUAGCACAGUUGUGGGCUUUCCAUCUGUUGUAUCCUAACACUAGUUACAAAUUUUGUCUCACAUAUUAAAAUUUUAGCUGCACGGCUUCCCCAAAGGAAAAGGUGCCAAAAGCAGGGAAAGAGGGACCUUCUACUAUUUUUCUCCUUGUAAAUACUGAAUUCACUGGGACAUGCCCAUUGAGGAAAAGGUACCUUUGGGAUGAAAUGGACUUUAACAGAGAUGAACAUAUGAAUGGAUGAAGAGAAUUCAUACAGCCGACACCCCAACCAAUUUGUGAUUGAAGCAUAGUUGAUUGACUGACUGAUGGCAGGAGGUCCUAAUAUUCAAAUCCAAUCCGUACCUGCGUUCAUUUUAUUGACUGCAGUUCCAAGCUUGUUGUGGAAUUAUUGCUGAGUUGGAGUAUCUUCAUGGAUCAUAAACAUGCAACUUCUUGCUGCUAAUUGUUUAGACCACGGCAGAAGUAGGAGGCUCAUCUCUAUGAUUUCCCAUGAUUGCAAGCAUGUUUCAUGGUUCUACACAACUUCCAGGGGUUCAAUAUUGACAUAUUAGCAGGAUAACAGUGCUCAAUUUCGUUACAAUGUGUUACUGUUCUUGCAAAAAUGAUCACCUAAAUGCCACAUUUUUAUUCCUUAUUUGUCCCGAGACUAUGAUAUGUUUUCGUUAAAUGGU